Messenger RNA from Cladocopium goreaui, 381 nucleotides. Lineage: Eukaryota; Dinophyceae; Suessiales; Symbiodiniaceae. The record is from the annotation of a GenBank genome assembly.
AUGCUACAAAAGCACAUUUUGGAGGUGGAGAUGAGACGCUGUGGGGAGGAGCUGCGACAGAGCCACUCAAAGGUAGAGGCUCUAGAAAAAGAACUGAAAACUAUGGUUCAGGCUGAGCGGCUGAGUUGCAUUGUCGGGCCGCAGGAUGCAGCAAUAUUUCUGUGUCAAACAACCAUGGGAAGGAGCGAGCAGACACCUUGGACAUGGUGUGACUUGACCAACCGCCUGGGUUUGUCACGAUUGGUCCCCUCGACUCAAAGCUACAUUUCCUCGAAAUACAGUGCGAUGAUGAACUAUGAUGUAGACAUGUCAUGACAGCUCUUAUCAACUCUUCUGAGGUUUAUCAUGGUUUAGCUGAUCAUAUCUGAUUAAAUUUGAUUC